Molecule: messenger RNA, 2073 nt
Organism: Parnassius mnemosyne (clouded apollo)
Lineage: Eukaryota; Metazoa; Arthropoda; Insecta; Lepidoptera; Papilionidae
Source: the annotation of a GenBank genome assembly
AUGGCAAAGAUACUAGAACAUUUGAUAAAAAAUCGGUUAGAAUGGUUCUUAGAGAGUAAGGAUGUUUUACCGAAGAGCCAAUUUGGCUUUCGAAAAAGCUUAAGCACUAUGGAUAGCCUCAGUACACUAGUAACUGACAUCCGUAUUGCUUUUUCUAAAAAUGAAUACCUUGUUGGAGUCUUUCUCGAUAUUUCAUCUGCAUACGACAAUGUACUUCUUCAACUCAAAAGUCUUCCACAAGGCUCAGUCCUCAGUCCUAUUCUCUAUACUAUCUACACUUUCGAUUUAGAUCUUGCAGUCAAUUCAAUUUGUAAUGUCCUACAGUAUGCAGAUGAUUUAGCCCUAUACAUUUCUACAGAUAACCUGACUACAGCUAAUUCCCGGUUAAAUUCUACUAUGGAAUAUUUACAAUGCUGGUUAACUGAUCACGGUCUAUCCCUCUCUGUUUCCAAAAGCAGUAUAGUGAUUUUUACUCGCCAUAAGAAUGUCCCUAAUAUUCCAGUUUUAUAUAAUGGCUUACCUAUUCCUAUUCGGGACAAGGUAAAAUUUUUAGGUAUGGUACUAGAUAAUAAAUUAUCCUUUACACAACACAUUGAAUACAUUUCUAAAAAGUGUGAUAAGAAUAUAAAUAUUCUUCGUUCCCUUUCAGGAGUGUGGUGGGGAUCUCAUCCUUUUUCACAAAAGCUACUAUAUAAUGCUACUCGUAUAAUUCGUAGUCAUUUAGAUUAUGGAUGCUUUCUUUUAGAGCCUUGCAAUAAAUCGUCACUUAAAACUUUAGACAAAAUACAGUAUAAAUGUCUCCGCAUUAUAAUUGGUGCAAUGAAAUCUUACCCAAUCAAUGCCCUUCAGGUAGAGUGUGUAGAUCCUCCUCUCAACAUAAGAAGACAAUAUCUUUCAGACAGAUUCUUCUUUAAGAUCUGUCAACUCUCUUCUCAUCCCCUAAUUCCCAGGUUACACCUCCUCUCAGAAUUCUUAUCUUCAAGUAGGUACUGGCUCCAUAAAGAUUGUCCACAUUUAUUUAAUAGCUUAGUCUCAUUUCUCCAAAUUCCUGGGCCCAUUUUCUCAUGCAAUACAAGUCCACUCUUUAAUACUCCUUUCAAAGCUAUUAUAUAUCAACCUAACAUUCACCUUGACCUAGAUAUUAGAAAAGGUUCCCCUGAAGCAGAUUUAAAACUAAAAGAAGCCAUAGGGAAAAAUUGGAAAGAUUGGAUGACCAUGUGUACAGAUGCAUCCAAAAAUACUGAUGAUGGCUGCACUGGUGCAGCUGUCUGGAUCCCCAGGUUUAAAAUAAUCUUUAGCUUUAAGUGCCCUUCAUUAUGUUCCAUUUUUACUGCUGAGACAAUUGCAAUCCAUGAAGCUCUGCUAUAUAUUGAAUCACAUAGCCUAGACAAGACAGUGAUCUUUAGCGAUUCUAAGAGUUGUUUAUCUGCUAUUUUGGCUAACCAAUUUCAAAGUAAAUAUAAAUUUCCCCUAAUUCUUGAUAUAAAAAGCAUUCUGUAUAGGUGUCAUCUUAAAGGGAUUUCUGUCUGUUUAGCCUGGAUACCUAGUCAUAGUGGUAUUUGUGAAAAUGAUAAAGCAGAUUUGUGUGCCAAAGAGGCUACUAGAAAUGGCACCCCACUAAAUGUUACUUAUUCCCAUGACUUGCUGUCACUUGCUAGGAGAAAGCUUGUUAAUACGUGGAAUGAGAUAUGGAAAGCAUCACAAAUACUAAAAGGCAAGCACUAUGCUGCUAUACAAGAUAAUAUUCCAUCAAGACCUUGGUUUUUCAUAUUUAAUAAAGCAAACAAACGUGCCACCUCUAUUGUCUGCCGGUUGAGAAUUGGACAUGCCUGUACCUAUGUUCACCUAGCUAAACUCAGGAUUAGGGAUAGUUCUCUGUGCGAAUGUGGUUUAAAUGAGGGAAACACUAAUCAUAUUUUUUUUAACUGCACCAAAUUGUCAUCAUCUCUUUACGAUUAUCUGCCCUCUGACAUCCCUCGUCCCAUAGACUUUAACUCCCUUCUAAUCUUCACAAAUACCUCUUUUGUAUAUAUUUUAUGUGAUUUUAUUAACUCUAACAACAUUAAACUAUAA